AUGGGAGGCUCCAAAACAACCUGCAGCAUCAAACAGGCGAUCAGGGUCACAUCGGGAGCGAAAAGGGUCUCGCUGGUCCUCAGUGUUCUCCUGGCAGCUGCCGUCACAGCUCUUGGUGUAACCCUUUAUGAAAUUACUCAAAUCAAGAAGCUUCAAGAGGAAUGUGAGGCAAAACAUCUCACAGAAAUACUCAGUAAGACAGAACCGUGCAAAGUGGAGCAGACAAGUAAACCUCCUCCAGUAAGAUAUGAAGCAUGUCCGAGGUGCGAGGACGGCUGGGAGCCACAUGGAGGAAAGUGCUACUUCUUCUCCUUGUUUACUUUAACCUGGAAUCAGAGUAGAACAGAAUGCAGAUCAAUGAGAGGAGACCUGGUUGUGAUAAACAACAAAGAGGAGCAGAGAUUCCUGGUGUCUAGACUGAGUGAAAAUGGACAACCUUACGACAGGUUCUGA
Messenger RNA from Hippoglossus stenolepis (Pacific halibut), 453 nucleotides. RefSeq names its product CD209 antigen-like protein A. Lineage: Eukaryota; Metazoa; Chordata; Actinopteri; Pleuronectiformes; Pleuronectidae. The record is from RefSeq and is a predicted model, not a curated record. Bases 1 to 453 code for a protein of 150 amino acids. The transcript is spliced from 6 exons.